AGUCAUUGUCCUUGUAGAGUCUACAAAUUGUGUAAAUUAAUUACACAUGAGUGCUUGGCAGCUCUUGGUGUAGAGUCCGAAUGUGGGGGAGAAGUACAUGAUUUACCAGUGCACCAUUUGGUUAGGUUCACACCAUAGAGAAAGGACAUUCACACAGACCCUCACCUCUCCAGGGUUGGUCAGUGGGUCAGUGGAGUGUCUGGAUUGUGAGAAAUACUGGUGCACCGUUUGGUUGGGCACGGAUUUACUUCUCAAGGGUUGGUCAGCAGUAGGUACAUAACCUUGAUCACCUCAAUGGGAUCAAACACUUGAGAUCAACAUUCUGGAUGUGCUAAGGGUUUUUGGACAGUGAGUCUGUGGUUACACAAACCACACGCACACUACGCACAGACAUAACACAAGGAGAGUCACAUGGCCACAUUACACAUGGGGACUUGUGUCUGCUGCUAGUGCUAUUGUGUUGGUGAACACAGCCGUGCGUGUAUUUUAAUCAGAAGUCAGUGUGUGAUUACAUCUGUAUGAAUGAGGAGCUGUGUUGUUCGUCUUGUGUUGUACACGCUGCACAAGUCGGAUCUUCAUUGAGGUUGGUGCCUCUUUUUGGGGGCCUAGGCGCUGAUGAUAAAAGCUGUUGAUGCAGAUCUGUAGAUGGAUGGAUACAUGAAGGAAGUUAUAAGAGGCAGAUUUGUUUAGCAGUCAUUCAUUUUAACCAUGGUUUAACAAUUCUACCUCCAUGGUUUAACUAACUGUCUACACAGUAUUGACAAGACUGUCACAGUGAUAAGCUGCUCUUAUGGGACAAUAAGAAGAACCCUAUCAUUUCUCUAACAGAGUUUUAAUCGUUAAACUGGAUUAGACACCUUGGAGAUUUAGACCAUGUGGAUUUAUUGUAACUUACUCAGGAAUAUUAUGCUUCGAUUAGGAUGAAUAGUAUGCACAGCCAAAGACAGGUGCAAAAAGUGCCGCCAAAUGAGUUACAUCUGGCUGCCCUGGCCUCCUUGAAGGGUGAGAUCAUUGAGCUGAAUAACCGGCUACAGAGGGUUAGCUCAGAGAGAGAUGUCUUGGACAAGAAACUUGGAAAGGCUCAGGUGGAACGAUCGCGAGUACUGCGUGAGAACGAGGACAGGUUAGACCAGCAAGCCAUCAGGUAUGAGGAGAGAAUCACAGAGUUACACAGCGUCAUCGCAGAACUCAACAAGAAAAUAGACAGAUCCCAUGGCACGGCGUUCAGGGAAGAAGAUGAGUUUUCUCAGUCGGCCUCCAGUCCGCACAGCAACAUCAGCAAUAGCGGUGGCAGCUGCAAUGGCAGCUUCCAUGGGAGUGACUCGGCAAAUAUCGAUCAGUGCAAUGAUUUAUCAGCGGAGCUGUCCAGGGUAGUAGGGGAGCUAGAGUGUGCUGUGGAGGAGAGGAAGGGUAAUGAUAACUACAGACAGCACAUCGACUCGGCCGAUCACGCCGUUCAGCAACUGACCAGUGCCUCACAUCAAGUGGAACAGAGAUCACUGGAGGUCGUCAAAGAGGUUGAAGGCUUGCAUUUUGACUCGACGACGUCCACCGACCACUCCACCCCGAACGGCUUCCAAAACCGUAGCCACGACACCAGGAGGCGCAGCAGCCUGGAGCAGGAGAUCGGUGUCCUACAGGACGAGAACGAGAAUCUCAACACGACGCUGUCCAUGAAGGACGACGAGCUGCAGAAGAUUAAAGCCAAUCUUAUUGCCAUCAGAGACGAGAGGGAUAAACUGAGGAAAAGGGUAAGAGACUACCAGUCCCGCAGCAGUCAACAACAACAACUCUCAGGAGCUGCUGCCAGCAAUCACAAACAGCAACAGCACCAGCAAGGUUACACGUCGUCAUCAUCCGAACAGCUCAGCUCGCCGGGUUACCGCGCCACCCCUACCCCAUCCACAGUCUUACCCAAUGGCAUCAACCCAAGCACGGGGGAGCUGAGUGUGUAUGGGAGCGAGAGGAGAGGGGGCAUGCCGGUGGCGAAGGUCGCCGAGCGGGUCAGGUUAAAGCCUUCCAGGUCGUCGGACAAUUCAUCCAGGUCGGGAUCCGAGAGGGGGCUGACGGCGUCGGACCUCAGUAGUAUAGGGGUGGGCAAUCCCAAAGUCGCCGAGCACCUCGCCCAGUCAUUACAAGAAUGCUCCAGCGUGCAGGAGAUCCUACAGGCCAUGAGCUCCCACGGUCUGUCCAUCCCGGAGAACAAGGCUCGGGACAUAGAGGUUGAGAUGGAACGUCUCAACAGCAAGAUCGAGCACCUGAGGUCACAGAACGACCUCCUGCAGCUGUCGCUGGAGGAGAGCAAGUGCAGUGCCGACCGGCUUACGAUGCUGGUGGGAAAGUACGAGAGCAACAACACGGCGUUGCAGCUGGCGGUCAACUACUGCGACCAGACGGUGGAGGCGUACGAGGUGCUGCUGAUGCUGUGCGAGACAGAACAGCAGGUGGUGCUGGCCAACUGCAGGGCGGCAGGCGUGGGAGGAAUCGGGACUGGAGAGAGUUCAGAAGGUUCAGGCGAAGACACGGAAGAGACGACGAUGGUAUUGAAGAGGGUCCAUGAGAACCGCAAGUCAGCUGAGAACAUGGCCAAGGCCCUGCUGCAGAGGCUGGAUAGAAGCUGUGGUACAAUGGUGUGUCAUGUACCAGGGUGUACGCUACAACCCUGGGAAGAUGUGUCUUCUCAUAGUCAUACUAGCACAACAAGUUCAACGGCAAGCAGCUGCGACACAGAGUUCAGCAAGGAGGACGAGCAGCGACUGCGAGACUACAUCCAGCAGCUGAAGAACGAUAAGUCAGCCGUGCGGCUGACCGUCAUGGAGCUGGAGAGCGUGUACAUCGAUCCGAUGUCCCAGGAGGUCAUGUCCAGUGUGGAUAGCCAAAGGCUGGACCUGGAGAAUGCUGUACUCAUGCAGGAGAUUGCCGCUCUCAAGGAGGAGAAGGCGGAGCUCAAGGCGCAGUACUACCUCCUGGAGAAAGAGAAGAAAGCAGCUGAGCUGAAGAUGAGCUCGAGGGAUGCCCGGGAGAUGGCUUACCUGGCCCAGAUUGAUCAUCUCAAGUCAGAGGCGCUGGAUAAGAAGGUGAUGCCAAAGGGCCAGAAGCAAUCGGCCAACUCUACGCCGAUGAUCACGCUAGCUGAGCUGAGCCAGCUGGACGAUCCCAGCAUCUCGCUAGACACGGCCGAGAUGCUGAGACGAGAGAAGAAGCUGAGAUCUAAGAUCCACGAGCUGAUGGCCACCAUUGAGAAGCUACAGAAGAGCUCCGAGAUGAGACACCAGCAGUCAGCGGAGUUCAUCACCGACCUGAAGAGAGCCAAUAGUGCCCUUGUAACUGCCUACGACAAAGCCAAAAAGAAACAUCAGAACAGACUGAAGAAACUUGAAGCUCAGAUGAUGGCCAUGGUGGAGAGACAUGACACACAGGUCCGAAUGCUGAAGCAAAGAAUAGCAUUACUGGAGGAAGAGAACCAGGCCAGCAGACCCCCACACAACGAAACCUCCUUAUAGAUAAUCCCCCUCCCCAAACCUCCCUUCCUCCCCCUCCCCCAACCUCCCUUCCUCCCCCUCCAUAUCCGUGACCUCUCGGAUCCCUAAUCACUGCCAAAUACCUAAGAUGUUCUUCCUGCCUUCGACUAGAUGUGAACCCAUGACCAUGGAUUGAUGUCGUUGUAAAAAAUGUGUGCCUCCUCUCUUCAAAGAAUGGUGCUCCUUUCAGUACAAAGAUAAACAUUGUCUUCAGUGAUGCAAGAAAAAAACUGUGAUUUUCUUUUUAAAACAAACUUGAUUAUGGAGGAAGGACUCUCAAAUAUGUAAAUCUUAAACAGCUGGAUUACUAGAAGUGAAAAUCUGGUUAAGAUGGUAAUCUUGCAAAGCAGGAUUACUAGAAGUGAAAAUCUUGCAGAACUGGAUUACCUGAACUGAAAAUCUCGCAAAGCAGAAUUACUAGAAGUAAAAAUCCCGCAGAACUGGAUACUUGGAGUGAAAAUCUUGCAAAAAAGAAUUACUAGAAGUGAAAAUCUCGCAGAACUGGAUAACUAGAAGUGAAAAUCUUGCAGAACUGGAUUACCUGAAGUGAAAAUCUCACAAAGAAGAAUUACUAGAAGUGAAAAUCUAGCAGAGCAGGAUUGCCUGAAGUGGAACUGUCACAAAGCAAGAUAACUAGAAGUGGAACUCUAGCAAAGCAAGAUUACUAGAAGUGGAACUCUAGCAAAGCAAGAUUACUAGAAGUGGAACUCUAGCAAAGCAAGAUUACUAGAAGUGGAACUCUCGCAAAGCAAGAUUACUAGAAGUGGAACUCUAGCAAAGCAAGAUUACUAGAAGUGGAACUCUAGCAAAGCAAGAUUACUAGAAGUGGAACUCUCGCAAAGCAAGAUUACUAGAAGUGGAACUCUAGCAAAGCAAGAUUACUAGAAGUGGAACUCUAGCAAAGCAAGAUUACUAGAAGUGGAACUCUAGCAAAGCAAGAUUACUAGAAGUGGAACUCUCGCAAAGCAAGAUUACUAGAAGUGGAACUCUCGCAAAGCAAGAUUACUAGAAGUGGAACUCUAGCAAAGUAAGAUUACUAGAAGUGGAACUCUCACACUGCAGGAUUACCAGAAGUGAAAACCUUACAAAGGUGAAAAUCUCGCAGAGUAUGAAAAUUGGCUAAUAUGAUGAUGAACUUUAAGUUGGUGAUGGAAAUUCAGAACUCCUCAGAAGUAAGACAGAAGUAAAACUUUUGACGAUAGUUGUAAAAAAGAAAGAAAAAAAAAGUCUGGAGAAACUCUUGCCUUGUCAGAGUCGGAGCUGUUCAAUGUGGUACUGCAGAGGAAUGCUUGCUAUGUAUGUAUGUCGGAAAUGGAAACUUGUCAUGCAUGUAAAUAAAAGGGCCCUGUACAGGCUUAUACAGAUGUUAUCGGACUUUUGAAAAGGGGGGGAAAUCGACUGAAAAAUGCAGCAGUUUUCAACAAGCCACGUGAAGGAAUGAUCUGCCGUCACAGAUAUUUAAUGUAUGAUUGGUGAAGUAGACUUUAACCAAUAUGCAUGACUGUGUGCUUUUCGAGUGGAGACCACCAUUAGCAAUACACAAUCGAAUCUAAAAGUAAAUCUCUUUUCGUAGAUACAAAGUUUGGAUCAGAACACGGGCCAAAUUGUUUUUGAGUGAUUUCAAAACAUUUUUGUGCUCAUACAAAAACUUUAAGAGUUUCAGUAAUCUAUUUAAAAAACGUAUAACCAACUCAAAGAACUUUUCUUAAAUAUGGAUAUAAAGUUUUUGGGUAACAUUUUGUGUAACGUUAUUUUCCAACAACCAUGCAGAGUUCACAUCUGAUGAUUUCAGUCAAGAAAAGAGUUCUUAAGAUUGUUCAUUUUGGCACAUGCCAUCUCAGAAAUUCUGAAAAACUUGAGAGUGUUCAGAUUUGUCUAUGUACUAAGGGUGCAUUUUUUGCGGUCGUAACCAAUAACUGUUCCGAUUGAAUUGGCCAUUAGUUAAUCACGGACCAAUGGCAAAAACAGUUAUUUGUUACGUUUGCCAAAACGCACCUCAGUGCCCAAAGAAUGAUGACAUUCUCAGUGUUAGACAUCUGCUUGUGACUGUACAUACUGCAUGUAUCUCAUCUCAACCAUCUACAAAAUGUGGUAUUAACAUUUUUAAAUAUUUAACAAAUUUGAGAAUGAUACUCUUUUUUUUUUUGCCAGGUGAUUCUUGCUGUUGUCAGUAAUUUUCGUUAUUUCUGCAAAGGCAGAGUGUACGUUUGUUCUUGGCCGUGUUGUCAAGAUCUUGCGAAAGACACUCAGAAAUUGUUUGAAAUUGUCAACCUUUUUCAAAUGAGAAGAGUCAAUCAAGAGAUGGUCGUAUUCUUGUUACUGAGGUGCACAGAUUGUUACAUAAUAUGGUAUUUUUUUCUUUCUGAACAUCAACUUAAGCGCUGUAACUUUAUUUAGACAUUUGAAAGUCACUCGCUCAAAAUAGUUGCAAAGACUUAAAACUCAGGGAGGCUACUCUCUAAAAGUUAACAUCCUCAAGAGCCAAAGUUUCUUUUACCCUGCACCAGGUGUCAACAUUUUCAAAAACUGCUGACCAACUACAAAACAAAGCGUUAGAAUAAAAUGUAACUAGCUGGCAACUUUGAUCCAGUGAGGGACAACUUUCCCAGAUUUCAGAACUUUUCAGAAUUUGUUUUUGUAGCAAUCAUGGCAUUUAAAAAAAAGUGAAAGGACAAAAUUAACAAUUCUCUGCUUUCCAUUGGUUCCUUUGUCUAAACUUCUUCAGUUCAAUUCAAGCAACCAAUCCCAACGUUAUGACAGUUUUGCGUUAUACAAAACAUAACCACAAUCCGAUUCCAUAUAGAGAUGCUAAGAAUAAAUUGUUGCUUAACGAACCAAUAAGGAGGUCCUCAGCGUAAUCAUGAAAUGGUUUUAUAUGUAGAAAAAUGUGUCUGCCAGGGAUGUGACUUCUCAGACAUUUAAUCUAAAUUCAGACAUUUUAUUUCUGCGAGGUGGAAAAAAUGUCUGUUGUUUUCUUCAGAUAUAACAAAAUAAUGCUCUGAUCUGCUUCUCGAGGAUAUGUGCUGAGGAUGCUGUUCUUAGAAGCUCUUUAGAAUAACUCAAGGGGUCACCACAAGGCAGAACGAAAUGUCAGAGUUCUAUGAAAUCGGCUUUUGGUUUGACCUAGUUUAUGUUAAGCAUUAUGUUUGUUUUACAAACUGCUGUGUUUUUGUUUGUUUUUUCUUGUGCAUAUCAAUGAUAUAAUUACUGUAAAAAUGUACAAAUUGCUCAUUUAAUAUUGUUUAUACCUAUUUAUAAAACUUUCUUGUUUUUGAAAAAAAAAAAUUAUAACAUGUUGUAUUUGAGAUCAGCUUGUUUGUCAUUAUUUUGUUAUUUUUUUUGUUUGUAUUUAAGUUUUUACAAUGUGCUAGGGUGAACAUUGCAAGGGGAAGCUCAAUAGUUUUCGAACAGGUAAAUGAUGGAAAUAAAACGAUAUUUUUGUUAAAAAAUUAAUCCCAUGUUGCAGUGAAGGAACAUUCACAGUCAUGAAGUAAAAACACUUCUAGAGCUGUUACAGCCCUUCUAACAACUGUCAUGGUCCCUCUGGGUAACAACAGCUCCAAGCUAUCUGAACAAUGUUUUGGUUAAAAACAGGCAUUGGGUUUCUCACCAUUUUGUUCUGAUUUCGGGACUUUCUUAGAAUCGCCUAGCACCUUUCUCGGACGAAGUAAUGCAGUCACCAAAAGAGAGAAAGGAACAGUCUACAAUGUGUCAAAAUGUGUCUAAAAAAUGACAAAGAUGCUGGCAACCUAAGGUGUCUAUAGAACACCUACCUCACUAGACUUGUGGACAAGUCGUUAAAUGUAUGUGCGUUGAUAGCGUUCCAACUUAACUGGGAGUAGAAGUCGGGCAACCAGCAGUUCGCUCGAGAGCAGUGAGCACCGCCACAACUGGACUAUCUCACCGCGUGGGACCAUUAACGACUUGUCCACAAGUCUACUACCUCACAUGCCACUACAGUGUCUGCUCGUGAUCAGUGCCCAGCAUGGGAUAUUUUUGCAGGGAUCCCAUGCUUACUUUAGAAUUGAAGUGAUUCAACCAGGAACUCAAAUCCAGUAAUGUCCAGUUUCUUUGUUUGACAUUGUUAUAGGUUAUUUAUUGUGUUUUAUGUUGACAAGUACCAAAUUUGAUGGUGCUAAAAUUCUCCAACUCAAAACAACCUUAAAUCUGUUCUGUUUGUAAUUAAUUUUUUUGAUAAAUGUUUGAGUUGUCAGGGUAAAUUAUUCAAGUAAGAAGGAGUAAAACAACUUGGAUUUUUGUUCCUAAAGGGGACCAAAUUUAGACAUCUUUUAUUUGAUCCUUUGCUAGCACUUUGAAGGUUUUGUGUGAUGGAGGCACUGAGUUGCAACACAUCAUGUGGUUGUGUGUCUGUUAAAGCCAUUAUACACUUUUGGUACAGAAAAAAAAAAAAAGUCACUGAUUUACAAAUAAUUUACAGGG
Messenger RNA from Asterias rubens (European starfish), 7961 nucleotides. Its product is annotated as colorectal mutant cancer protein-like. The transcript is spliced from 14 exons. NCBI's taxonomy places the organism in Eukaryota, Metazoa, Echinodermata, Asteroidea, Forcipulatida, Asteriidae. Bases 921 to 3503 code for a protein of 860 amino acids. The record is from RefSeq and is a predicted model, not a curated record.